Molecule: messenger RNA, 5072 nt
Organism: Schistocerca cancellata (South American locust)
Lineage: Eukaryota; Metazoa; Arthropoda; Insecta; Orthoptera; Acrididae
Exons: 2
Coding region: 3329-4972 (547 amino acids)
Source: RefSeq, a predicted model, not a curated record
UUAGCGAGAAGAAAAGCAGAAUAUGUAUCUCUCAGAAACACGUCAAUCCCUCAACAGAUACUCCAGAAGCUGUCCUAGUUACCACUCCAACAACCAUGGAGAAUGCAUAAAUGCAUCUCUGUUAUUUCAAAGAAUAAACACACUAGAAAAUACUUUGGCGUCGUCGAGCUGUCGCCGCAUAUAUUACAAGAAAAUCAGAUCAGAUAACUUUUCCAAAGUGAAUGAAUGUGGAUUGUUUGAUUGAAAAUGAUUAAUUGGUGCGUGGUAGAGGGUAUUUUCUGUGGGGACAUUACAAGAGGACUGUCAACAUGCCUACGAGAGGCUGAAAGAAGCUUUAUUAUCAAGUCCGACAUUAGUGUUCCCAGAUUUCAGUGAGCAAUUUAUUCUGUCAUGUGAUGCAUCCAACCAUGCACAUGGAUGUGUGUUGUCUCAAGAAAUAGAGGGCAUGGUGCACUCGUAGCCUACACAUCAAGGCAGGUGAACUCAGCAGAGAGGAAUUACUCCAUGAUGGAAAAAGAGAUAUUGAGCCUUUUCUACAGAAUCACCCACGUGUUACCUCUACAGGAAAAUUUUUUGAGUGAUAACAUACUGUUCAGUGUUGAAAUAAUUGCUGGGAAUGAAUGACCCAUCUAGUAGGUUGACAUGGGUGGUAAGACUGGGUGAGUUUGAUUCUGAGACCGUACAUAAGCCUGGAAGGAAACAUAGGAAUGCCUUAAGUAGGGAAGUAGCAGUGUUGCAAAUUGGUGGUAAUGAGUUUAAGGAAUGGCAGACACUGCAGAAGAUGGGUGACGAGUGUAGUAAACAAUCACAGUUUUCUAUGCACGAUGUGUUGCUGUACAGAGAAACCAAAUUGGGGUCGCAAGUAAUAGUGCCAGCAAAGCUGCAGAAUAGAGUGCUACAAGUAACACAUGAACAUGCCCUAGGAAGUCAUGGAUUAUGUAGGUCUCCCAACAGGAGAGCAGCGGAGAGGAAUUGGUUGAAGAAUAGGAAGGAGGACAGGAACCAGUAUGUGGGGAAUUGCAUACCAUGUGCGCAGAGAGCAGAUUUGUGUUGAAUGAGAGUACCAUUGCAGAAAUUACCAUUUGAAUUUCUUGGGAUUGAGGUUUUGGUCCUUUCAACAUAACACCUUUACUGAAUAAGUAUGAACUCACAAUUAUAGAGCAUUUUUUGAGAUAUUUGGAAACGAUCAGUGUCAAACCAGCAGGCAGCAACCGUGGCACAAGUGUUAGUAAACAAUUGGAUACUGAAGUUCAGGGAACCUGAAGUGAUGAUAAUGGUUCAGGGAAGCAACUUCGUCAGAUCUGUUCAAGGGAUUAUGUAAGCAGUUAUGUGUCAAGAAACUGAGGACAAAUCCACUACAUCCUCAAGAUAAUGGAGAACCGAAAGGGUCCAUAGAACUGUAGAAAUUAUGCUAGGACACUAUGUGGAUGCAUACCAUACCAAUUGAGAUGUCUGUUUAAGGUAUGUGGUCUCCGUGUAUAACUCAAAACGACACACAAAAAUCAGGGUUGUUGUCAUAUGAGGCAGUAGUGCUGUUCGACAUGUUGAAAAGUAAGAAGGGGAAGACAGGAGAAUCUGUUAAUGAGUUUUCAAGGAUGUUAAGAGAAAUUUGUAACGGGAUGUGCAGUGCGAAUACAUGGGCACUGGAAAAGCAAGAGGAAGCAGUCAGCCAGAAGCAAGAACACUGCGUUACAAGGUGUCAAUGAGUGAUGCUAUUGUCUUCAUACUCUCUACAGGGGAAGACAAAGGAAUAUUUUAUGAAGUAUCAACAACCAUAUCAAAUAGUGGGAACUACAGCAUUAGUAAACGGCAAGAUUCAGUUGCUGGUGAGAAUAACAAUUGUGGGAUGUUUGAAACCUUUUCGAGGUAGUCUGUAGAUUUUCCCAGCAACUGGAGGAGCAGACUGGAAAGGGAAACUGAAAAAGAAGGUGCAGAGCAGCAAACAAGAGAUUGUAGGCAAAGCAAUGGUACGAAGCCUGUGUGGGUUAAGACCUCGGAGAUCAGAAUAAGUGAAUGUUUCUAUUAGAUGUAGGUGUAGUAUAAGCAAAGAGAGCGGCAGUGGAUUUUAGGGGGAGAAAAGGGUAAUACGAGGUGAGAUUGGAAAGUUUUAAGAAUGGAUACACUACAGCUUACUGGUAUGGCGGGCAGGUACACAGGGGGUGGCGAGUGAGUCAUUUCCUUAUCCUUGGAUUCCCUCUGACCGGAAACUGCGUUUCCUUUAUUCAGUUUAUUGAGGCAGCUGGUUGAAUGCGGGUCUUUUAGGGCUUGUUGCUGGAUUCUGUCUGCGUGAAAAUGGACAUAAAAACGGAGCAACGAGAUUGUGUGAAAUUUUGUUUUAAAACUGGGAAAUCAUCUUCUGAGACUUACAAACUAUUAAAAACAGCUUUUGGAGAUAAUUGAAGGGCUUGGAGAGAUAUAGUCAUAAGCCACAACUUUCACGAAAUUGAGUUUUUCAUGUUGCGGCAUUCUUAACAAUGUCUUCUUCACAAUGAGUUGAAAAAGUUCAGUGUUACUGCAACAGAUGGCAGACUAUGACGGAGUGCAGUUCUAUGCUGUGCCAUUUGGUGGUAGUUUCAGAAGUUACACAGUCACAAGCCACGGCAAAAUGGCGGGUGGGUCAGGAACGUCUGAAGCGUCUUCGGGCCUUCAACGAAUAUUUGACACAGACAGUACUGGAAGUGAAGAGCUUUACCCUUUGGAUCCUGACAGUGAUGAAUCUUGGCAUCCAUUCACCAGCAGUUCCAGCUCAGAUGAUGUUUCGGUAAGGAAAUAAAACGGUUAAUUUCUGGUGAUUAAUUUCCUGUGGCUUGUGACUUUGUUUCUCUCAACAUUGGCAACGCAUUUGACAGCCAUCUUGUGUGUUAAUGAUGAAACUUGAUGGGCACAUUUAUAUUACUGCUUAAUGGUGCAAUAAUGUAGUUUCAAAGGCAAAAGAUGUGUAAAAAAUAUUUUCUCAUUAAUGUGAUUUUAGCGAAAUUUAAUGUUUUGUGAGGCUUAUGACUAUAUCUCACGCAAAUUCUUAGACCAUUUUGCUCUUCAUGUUAUACCUUGAAAUAAGUAGAAUAAAUGAAGAAUCACCCGAAGAACCAAAGCCUUCACGGAAAAGAAAGCGAAAUAUUGAUCAGUGGAAGAAAAAUAAAGUAGAACGUCGACGAAAUGCUGGUCAGCAUUAUAAGUCCUUAAAAACCCACAAGACUGUUCAGGCUGGUACUAUAGGAAGUCCCUGUACUUGUUCAAAUAAUGCUUCACAAAACUGCUUGCAGAGGAAGAAAACAUUUUUCAUUCAUUUUGGGACAAAAGAAACUUUAAUGCCCCGAAUACUUACCUGAUGAGCUGUAUGAAAAUGGAACCGAAAAAGUGGAGGUUUGUUUACUAUUUGAAUACAAAUGGUUUAAUAUUUUGUACAUUUAUUUCAUUUUGUUGUAUUUGUCAUAAUUUCUUUCAAAGCUAUCCAAAAAAGACUUCCAAGAAAAUAUCAUCCAGGGAUGUUACAUUUUCUUAUAAUGUGGGGGUAUGCGAAAUAGAAGUCAUGAACUGCCAGGAAGCUUUCCUAAGGGUUCAUGGCUUACAGAUACAUGCACGAAAAGUGAGGAAUUUUCAACAUCAAAUGAAGCAGGGAUUUGCAGUGCCAAAAGAAGAUGGGAGAGGAGAACUUGGAAACUACCCAUAUAAAUUUCAAGACGAAGCUGUACAAAGUGUUAGAGAACUUCUCAACGCCAUACCGAAAUAUAACAGUCAUUACAGUAGGCAACAGAACCCCAAUAAAGUGUAUUUGUAUUGUGAUCUCACAAUUGCUUCCUUUUUUCGAGAUAAAUACUCACAAUACUGCAAAGAAAAGCAGGUUCCGGCAGUAUCUGAAAGUAAAUUCAGAGAAAUUUUAGUAUCUGAAUUUAACGUAGGCUUCAAACUACCAAAAAGUGACACCUGUUCAAAAUGUGAUGGAUUUCUAAUUGCAAUAAGUAACCCAGAAUUAUGUGCAGAAGAAGUCACAGAAAAGAAACAACAAUAUGAACUGCAUCUCAAAAAGGCUGACAGAGGACAAAAUGUGAUUGCGUCUUUAACUGCUCUGGCUAAAGAAAAUUCGAAAGAGCAUCAUGUGAUAGCAAUGGAUAUGCAGCAAACAUUCCCCACACAUAAACUAACAGUAGGUCCAGCAUUUUACAAGAGGAAAAUAUGGACAUACAACUAUGGCAUCCACGACUGUGGAUCAAAUAAGGAUUAUAUGUUUCUGUGGAGCGUGGAAGAUGGAGGACGGGGUUCAGAUGAGGUUGGGAGCUGCUUAUUGAAGUACUUGGAGAUAACUAAUCCCCAGACAAAACAUCUCCACAUAAUCAUAGACAACUGCAAGGGUCAGACAAAGAAUUGGACUAUUAUUGCUUUGGAAAGGUCCCUUGUUGCUACCAAAAGAUUUGAUUCUGUCCAGCAUUACUUCCCUGUGGUAGGCCACACCAUGCUACCUUGCGAUCGUGAUUUUGGUUGCAUUGAACGGUAUGCAAGAAAAAGACGUCCAAUAGUGUACACUCCAGAUGAAUGGGCAGAAGUAAUCAAAUCUGCAAGUCCAAAACAUUUCAUUGUAACUAAAAUGGAAAGAGAAGACUUCAGAAGUUUGAAAAGCCUGAAGACAUUGACCUCAAAACGUACAGAAUCCACCUCUGGAAAUCCCCACCAUUUCAGUGAAGCUACUCAAUUUAAGUUUGAGUCUGAAGAUCCCUUCAAGCUAAGUGUAAAGCACUCUUAUUCAGACAUAGGAGCUUUCAUGUCAGUGGAUAUUCGUGUCAAAAAGAAAGGAAGGCUAGUUGAAUCAAAUCCAUAUCAGCUGCCAAUAAAGUACAGAAAGCCACUACCAAUUAACCAGAAAAAAACUGGUGAUGUACUGUCUCUUAUGCCAUACAUACCUGCAGCAAAACAAGAUUUCUUUCGGUCAUGUACUGGAAAUAACAUGUACAAUAAUGAGGUAGAGGAACUUCCUUGAUGUAACUGUAUACAUGAAAAAGUAAUUUAUACAUCUCAGAUACCUGAUAUGUAUAUAUUAAUGUGUAAAAAUUAUAUAUUCUGCUUGCUGUGUAAGAGUA